AUGCCUUCUCGAUCGGAAAUUGCCUACUUUGGUGCGGGCCCUGCCCCUCUACCAACUGCGGUUGUCGAGGCUGGUGCCAAAGCCUUCGUCAAUUACAACGACAGUGGCUUGGGUCUAGGAGAAAUCUCCCAUCGGUCUCCCGCCGCCAACCAGAUUCUCGCCGAUACCAAAGCCAGUCUGACUACCCUGCUGGAUAUACCGGAGAAUUAUGAGAUACUGUUCCUUCAGGGUGGUGGAACUGGCGAGUUCAGCGCAGUAGUGCAGAAUUUGGUCAGUGUCUGGGUUGAGAGGAGAAGACGCAAGGUCGCAGCCCAGUUCGGUGAUGAUGAAGCCAAGAUUGUUGCAGAAUUGAAGAGACAGGUUGAUGAAGAGCUGGUACUGGAUUAUCUCGUUACUGGGUCUUGGUCUUCAAAGGCGGCGCAGGAAGGGAAGAGGCUGCUUGGAGAGAAGUUUGUCAAUGUGGCCGUGGAUGCUCGAGAAGCGAAUGGAGGGAAGUUUGGAAAGAUUCCAGCCGAGCAGGAAUGGAAGCUCACCAAGACAAAGAGGGAAGGGGGUAAAAGUGCGCCCGCAUUCGUUUAUUUCUGUGAUAACGAAACGGUUGACGGAGUCGAGUUCCCUGCCUUUCCGAAGGUGUUGGAGAAUCCACAGGAUGUGGGCGAAGAAGAUGAACGAUUGGUAGUAGCUGAUAUGAGCUCGAACUUCCUCAGCCGAAAGAUAGACGUGAGGAAGUACGCUGUGAUUUUUAAAAACAUUGGUGUUACAGGGAUCGCAUUGAUCAUUGUCCGAAAGGACCUUCUACCUCCUCAUACAUCCACACCUUGUCCGUCUUUGCUCCGUCAGCUUCAUAUCGGGGGGUUACCGGGGCCCAUAGUUUUUGACUAUGCGAUAACCGCCAAGAACAACUCUCUAUACAACACUCUUCCGAUCUUUACCCUGUGGAUUGCCGGCCAAGUUAUUGCCAGCCUUGUCCAAACCCACGGCGAGGCGCGAGUUUCAGGACAAGAAGAUCUCGUGAAGAAGAAAACGGAUCUCCUAUACGGAGCGCUUGACAAGUAUCCUCAGGUAUACCAGGUCGUUCCCGAUAAGAGCGUUCGCAGCAGGAUGAACCUAUGUUUCCGAGUGCACGGAGGCGAUGCUGAGAAGGAGAAAGAAUUCAUUUCCGGCGCAGAGAAACGUCUCCUCCAAGGGCUAAAGGGUCACAGAAGCGUUGGCGGCAUGCGGGCUAGCAAUUACAACGCCGUUUCACUAGAAAACGUGGAAAAACUGGUUCAGUAUCUGAACGAUUUUGCCAGUGCCUAG
Microsporum canis CBS 113480 is the source of this 1299-nucleotide messenger RNA. RefSeq names its product phosphoserine aminotransferase. The transcript has 2 exons. The coding region runs from base 1 to 1299 and encodes 432 amino acids. Gene Ontology annotation, biological process: L-serine biosynthetic process. NCBI's taxonomy places the organism in Eukaryota, Fungi, Ascomycota, Eurotiomycetes, Onygenales, Arthrodermataceae. Gene Ontology annotation, molecular function: pyridoxal phosphate binding; O-phospho-L-serine:2-oxoglutarate transaminase activity. The record is from RefSeq and is a predicted model, not a curated record. Gene Ontology annotation, cellular component: cytoplasm.